GAUCAGUGAUGUCAGCGCUCUUUGAACGCCGGUGCCAGCUGCGUGCAUGUGUGUCAUCACCUUGCACUGACAGAGAGCUCCGAUAUUUUGGGGAGGUGGAGAUCAUGCUUUGUCAUUGAGGAGCUCAGCAGCAGCAGCAGCGGCAUUCUCCCACUCCGGCACGUCCGACGCUCAGCAUGCUGCAUCCUGAUGCGCUCUCGUCUGCACGCUGUGGGGUUACCUGGAUUAACAUGCGUUUCCCGUUUACCGCUUUUACAUGACCGUCGGAUUGAAGCGGCCACGUAUCGUUGACGCAUCUCAAUGUUUGAACCGGGGGAGAGAGGCACGUCCCAAGUGUCAAAUAAGAAACGACCUGUCCUGCGGAUGCGCCGUCACUGUUUUGCCUCCAGUGGCACCCCAAGUGUAUGAGAUUCAUGAUUUAUCCCUCUGUUUUCACGGGCUACCCUUAGAGCGCAUUUCUUCUUCCUCAUUAAAAUGGAAAGAUUCCAGUCUUCCAUGCGCAAACGGCUCUACAGCUUGCCGCAAAACAUUGGGCAAAAACCAUUUGUGUUUGACGAAGGAGACAGCGGCGACAAGGACACUAAGAGGAAAAGUAUUCGGCUAAAACAUUUGUCCUCUCCGUCUCCUGCAAGCAGUUGCAAGAGCAUUGAGGAGGCCAGGAGCGAAGACUUGGAGAGGGACGUUACUGUGAAGACCAACUUGAACGGGGACUGUCGCUUAUUCAGGGGCAGCAUCUCUUCUAUCACCGGGCGUUAUCCUCCCGGGUCAGAUCCAGCGGAACAGCGGCGCCUCAUCCCCGAGGCUGACGCCGGUGUCAGCGAGAGUUUCCCCGGUGAGCACAGCCCCGGGGCCCAGCAGCGGGCAACGGGCGGUGUGAGUGGCGCAGUCGGGCAAGGGUCCGUGUUCGACCAGUCAAGUUUCAUCAAGUUGGAGGGCACGGAACAAAUAAUAGUACCUGAAGAUGACCGGCUGUACCAAGCCGGCUUCAUGCACCGGCAGUUUGGGGCGAUGCUCCAACCGGGUGUCAACAAGUUCUCCCUGCGGAUGUUGGGGAGUGAGAGGGCCGUGGAGCAUGAGAGGGAACGAGUAAAGUCUGCUGGCUUCUGGAUAAUCCACCCUUACAGUGAUUUUAGAUUCUACUGGGAUCUGACCAUGCUGCUGCUCAUGGUGGGGAACCUCAUCAUCAUCCCCGUGGGUAUCACCUUCUUCAAGGACGAGCACACGCCGCCCUGGAUCGUCUUCAACGUGGUGUCGGACACCUUCUUCCUCAUGGACUUGGUCCUCAAUUUUCGCACAGGCAUCGUGAAGGAGGACAACACAGAGAUCAUCCUGGACCCGCAGCAAAUCAAGAUCAAGUACCUGAAGAGCUGGUUUGUGGUGGACUUCAUCUCCUCCAUACCCGUGGACUACAUUUUUCUCAUUGUAGAGACGCGCAUCGACUCGGACUUUUACAAGACGGCCCGGGCCCUGAGGAUUGUCCGCUUCACCAAGAUCCUCAGUCUGCUGCGGCUGCUGCGUCUUUCCAGACUUAUCCGCUACAUCCAUCAGUGGGAAGAGGUUUUCCAUAUGACCUACGAUCUGGCCAGUGCCAUGGUUCGCAUCAUGAACCUGAUUGGCAUGAUGCUGCUGCUGUGUCACUGGGACGGCUGUCUGCAGUUCCUGGUACCCAUGCUGCAGGACUUCCCUCCUGACUGCUGGGUCACUAGAAACAAGAUGGUGAAUGACACGUGGGGUCAGCAGUACUCCUACGCCCUGUUCAAAGCCAUGAGUCAUAUGCUGUGCAUCGGGUAUGGUCUGUACCCCCCUAUCGGCAUGGCUGACGUGUGGCUCACCAUCCUCAGCAUGAUUGUGGGCGCUACCUGCUUUGCCAUGUUUGUGGGGCAUGCGACUGCACUCAUUCAGUCUCUGGACUCCUCUAGGAGGCAGUACCAGGAAAAGUAUAAACAAGUGGAACAGUACAUGUCCUUCCACAAGCUCCCAGCCGACAUGCGUCAGAGGAUCCAUGACUACUAUGAACACCGUUAUCAGGGCAAGAUGUUCGAUGAGGAAAGCAUUUUGGAGGAGCUGAAUGAACCGCUGCGAGAGGAGAUCAUCAACUUCAACUGUCGGAAACUGGUGGCCUCCAUGCCUCUGUUCGCCAAUGCUGAUCCAAACUUUGUGACCUCCAUGCUGACCAAAUUGCGCUUCGAGGUCUUCCAGCCAGGAGACUACAUCAUCAGAGAGGGAACCAUCGGCAAGAAGAUGUAUUUCAUCCAGCAUGGUGUCGUCAGCGUCCUGACGAAGAGCAGCAAAGACACCAAACUGUCUGAUGGCUCUUAUUUUGGAGAGAUUUGCCUGUUGACCCGCGGCAGGAGAACAGCCAGCGUGCGAGCAGAUAACUACUGUCGGCUGUAUUCUCUGUCAGUAGACAACUUCAAUGAGGUGCUGGAGGAGUAUCCCAUGAUGAGGAGAGCCUUUGAGACUGUGGCUCUUGACCGCCUGGACCGAAUCGGUAAGAGGAACUCUGUUCUUCAGCAUAAAGUCCAGCAUCACCAAAGUUCUGGCACACUAAACCUCCAAGAGAGUGAGAUCAUCCAAAGAAUAGUGCAGCAUGAUCGUGACAUGGCCCAAUGCACACAGCUGAUCCAGACCAGCACUGCACAGAGCCUAAACCCUCCUCCUGCUCCCCCAUCACCCACCCCGGUCAUCUGGGCCCCAUUGGUUCAGGCCCCGCUCCAGGCUGCUGCAGCCACCACCCCUCUGGCCCUGGCCUUAGCCCACCACUCCCAGCUUCCCCCCAUCCUCUUCCACCACCCUUUGGCCACAGGCUCUGGUUCUCUGAAGGACAACACCAGCCAUUCAAAGAGAGUCCACAUUGGAGCAAACACCUCCAGCAGCUGUGGUUCAGGGCCCGGUUCUCCCGCCAGCUCCACCAAAUUCCGUUCUGGGCUUGAGACCCCCACGCUGGCGUCCCUCAGGACACAGCAUCUCUCCACCAUUCCUGUGUCGCCCACACUGAUGUCCCAGCCAAUCUUCACCAGCAGCCUGCAGCCCCUCACCCCUCUGUCCACACACCAGCCCCCACCCCAUCCUCCUCACUCCGGCAUGGCCUCAGUCUUCCCCAUCAGCCAGGCCACCGUGUCCUAUACCUGCUCCGCUCAGCUCCACUCCCAGCCCUUCCAUGGUGCUAUGACCACCCCACCCCACCCGAUAGGCUUACUGCAGCAGGGGGCGCCGGGGAGACUAGCAGUGAGAUUCCCAGCCCCCUCCGCCUCCACCAUAAGCCCCCUGAUCUCUAGCUCAGUCGGCCCCAUACUAAGCCACCUGCAGCAGACCUCGCAUGCCACCCUGCAGCAGAUGGGGUCCAGUCAUGACAGAGUGGGCAGGACAUCCAGUGGUCCGAACCUCCCACAUUUUCCCUUCAUCACCAGCACCCAAUCCUCCAGUGGAUUUAUGCAGCCGAUGUCUGCGGUCGGAGCUGGAGCCGCUGCCUCUCUGGCCCAGCACAGCCUGGCAGGCCUCCAGUCUGUUUUCCUUCCCCAGGUUCUCCCUGAGCACUCGGCCCUCGCCUCCCUGGCCCAGUAUGGCUCAGCAGAGGCCUCGCCCUGCUACACGCCUCCGGUCCACAGUCCCAGCAUACAAAGCCCUGUGAAGGGAAGGACAGUUUACCACAGUGAGCUCCCCAGCACCACAAGUUCUCACAACCCUCUAACUCUUCAGACCUCAUGCCCUGCCAGGGUGGCCUGUACCCUCAAAGAGAGUGCCGAAUCCUCGGUGGAUCUCUUUACCCAGGAAAUAAAGACUAUCUCAGGCUCUCACAGCUCUAUACACCAGGAAAGGCCUUUGGCCAUGAGCGGCUCCUCAGAGGCGGGAGCAGCGGGGGUAUCGAGCCCCUUCUCCUCCCCCAUGGCUGUCAGUAAACCCUACACUCCGAUCCCGGGUCAAGCCACUCCUGUCAGUCGGACACAUUCAGGGCCUGAACCUCAGAACCAAUCCGUCGGUGUUCACUCUCCCAUUGCUAGACCCGCUAAGAUGUUAGAGACCGAACACAAACAGUCCAAACUUCCCUCCAACUUGUGAGGUUCAGACACACCCUCCUUUAAUGCCUGAACAAAAGGGAGAUCUCCUCCUUCCUGGCAUUGUUUUAACCACUACUUUGUCAAAUUUUGAAGUAGGAGGGUGUGUUAUUCUUAUCAGAUUGGAGAUCAGUAGUUUAAUUUUUAAUCAGAGUGAAUGGAUCAUGGAUAAUAAUGGACAAUGAUGGAUAUUUUUUUUUCUACAGGAUAUUGGUUCUUUGAAUAUAGUAAUAAAUAAAUGAUGGAUAUAUAUAGCACCUCAUGAAAAUAUCAAUUGUUCUAUGUAUUAUAUUAUAACCACACUCUGUGAUUUGUUAUAAGUAUUUUGUUUAAAACCCCAUUGUCCAGGCAAUUUUGUGUAACCUUUUAGUGACAACCGUUUAGUUGGAAUUUUGUCCACAACUGUAUCCGGUUAUGAUUGAAACCAAAAAUUAUUGUCCUUUUUUAAAAUCCUUUCCCACUACUGAGUGUGUCGUGUGAAUGCAAAGUUACCCCUUAAGAGAUUUGAGGAGAGACAGACUGUGCACUUUGCUCGUUUCAGAGAACUUCACGUAACUUUAAAGGUUUGACGAUGGCAUGUCUUCCAAGAUAGCGUUUCAGCAAUAUUGCACACCCAAAUGGGUCACACAAAUCAGAUCACUUUCAAAAACACUGAAGUAAUGAAUGUAACGUAAUGUUUGUCUGAGAGGGAGAAGUGGGAUGCAUUUUGAAUGUGUUGAACAGGAUGACAAUGAUGCUUACAUUUUCUUUCUCCUUUUUUUUUGGAGAAUAACCAGUUUCAGAGACAACAUACACGUUUUCCGUUCUGUCCCUCCACAGCUGCUCCGGCAUGUGGUGAGUCGCACAACUGAUGCCAACUCAUUUCAGUCUGACAAUAACUUUGGUACAGAACAUACACCUGAGCCAAGGUUUGUGUGCCACUAGCAUAGUAUGCAAUAAUCUGUGUGUUUUUUUUAUAGGUAUACAAAGGUACUGUGAAUUGAAGCACUUGAUGAGUGAGAUUCUGUUUUUAAUUAGAACAGAUUAAAACAAGGAAUUUAAAUAUUUUCCAAAAAGCAAUUGUGGAUAAUCAAACAUCCUGAAACCAGCGAUGCACUAAGAUUGAUGUGAAUGUUUCUUGCACCAGUCAAAGGGCUAAAAGCAGUUACUUGGGCAAAUGGUUAAUAAGAAACCCUGAUGGGUCAUAUUGCUGCAUAUUUACCUCUUUCAUUGUACAUUAUUUGAUUGUAAAAAUUUGACAUCUGUUGUUGUACAAUUGCUGCUUUGUGAUGCUAUGCUGAAUCAAUAAGACAUGUAUCACUGACUGCUUUUUUAAAAACCAGACUCUUGAAUCCUUCUACUUGUUAAUAAUAAGUUCAUGUGUUUAGAUGAUAUUUCUCUCUUUCUCUCUCUGGACCUGUGGCCGGUGAUGAACUGUAAGCAGCCAGCCGGUCAGCAGGUUGAACCGUUGGAGAGUCCUGUCCAGUGGCUUUAGCUGCCUGGUUACUGACCUGGAGGUCUGCUGUGACUCUGACCACCCCCCUCUCCCUCCCCUGAGGGAGGAGAGAUACUAUCAGUCACUAGCCAGUCACUGCCAAUGGGCUCGAUCAAUCCCUCAUUACUAUUCUCCCCCAACCCUGCAUCACCACACCACCUGCCAUGGGCAUCAGCUCGGACUGAGUGCGGUCAACUUAAAGGUGUGUAUAAGAGAGGGAGUGUCAGUCAUUCAUCUAUUUAUAUAUUUAUUUCUCAUUUUGCUGCCUUUUAACCACCAAAUCUGAUGAUUCCAUCACCCAUGUAUGUUAGGUAUAUUUUAUUUUAGCUAUUGAAUUCAGUGCAAUAAAAUGACAUAUGGUCAAUGAUGCUCAUCCUAGCUGUUGAUUUCUUUUUUAGAGGAGAGCAUGGCAUGAAGGAGAAUCUGAUAAAAACGCUGCAGAAGUUUCAGACUUUAAGCCGGAUUAUAAAUUGAGAACUGCCUGGUGUCGUUCGGUGCCAACAUUCAAAAUAGCCAGGAUUAUAAUCUGUCAGAUAUUUGAGUCGUCAACACAAAGAAAAUUAUCUGCCAUGUUCAUGGAGUGAUAACUGCUGGAUUAGAGAAUAAAUAUAGAUAUUUAAUUCGGGGCUACUGCAGGGUUUGAUUGAAAUGAGCUUUUUUUCUAUCAGAUGAAGUUUCCAGGUCCAUCCAAAGCAGAUAAAACUUGUAUUAUUCAUAUGUCAUUCAGGACAAACGGUGGACAGACCUGAUGUUCUCUGUCCUGUGUUAACUCCACCAGAUGAGCUAGUUUUUUGAAGAUUUUAUUAUUAUAUAAUAGCCUGAUGUAAUUUUUUCCAGUGAGGUGUUGCAGCUUUUAACUAAAUCCAAAAUUAAGCACUACACAUCUACAAUACUGAGGGAUUAAAAGUGAUGAAAGAUUGGAUGUCUGAUUUUCAUAGCGAUGCACGGUGUUCAGUAUUUAAUUUGAUAAUGUGGUAAGAAAUUAUAUAAAUGGAUAAAUAUGAAUAAAGUAAAUAUAAACAAAAUAUCUAAUAUGACCAUGAAAAUGCAAAAUAAUCAAUUUUUAAAGCUCAUUAUCACAAAAUUGUACUUUUCUUGCUUCUUUUCGCUGCUACAGUUUGUUUAUUAUUUCCAAUAAUUUUUAGUUUUUUCAAAAUGUCCUUUCUCCAAAAUGUAAAGAGCAGAGCCAGUGAUGUGAUUGACUUCCAAUAUGAGCAGUUAUACCAACUUUGUGAAAAUCUGCAUUUUUGAGUAGACUAAACUUAGUUCCGUUCAAUGAUCUUGUUAAGUGUUGGAACGCUCAGACCCUGAACCCUGACACAUUUUUUGUUGGCGCUUAAUUUCUCUUUUGUGUGGAUGUACACCAACUUGUAUUCAGAUGGGAUAGUCAAAUAAUGUAGUAGACUAAAAAAGUUAUUUUACUUAAAAUGAAGUAAAAGCUUGAGAACAGCAUAAAUAUAAUGAUACUCAAGUUCGAUACAAGUAGCUAAAAAUUGUACUCAAGCCAAGUACUUGAGUAAAUGUAUUCAGUUACUUUCCACCACUGAACAGAGGAGAAAAACACAGCUGACCCAGUAAUUCCUUUUAAUGGAUGGAUGCCAGAUCGAUUCACAAUGAUACAUUGUACUAACUGUCAGUUCUGCAUAAAACACAGGGGAAGACAGCACACAUCUGCAACUGUUCAUGGUACCUGGACAAUAAAAGAACCAAAAACUAAGGAAAUGACAAUAAGUGCGCUGCACAUAGACAAACACUCACUUCCACUGUGUUCACCAACAGAGUUUCCACUAAAAGGUUUUAAGU
Messenger RNA from Lates calcarifer (barramundi perch), 7332 nucleotides. Its product is annotated as potassium/sodium hyperpolarization-activated cyclic nucleotide-gated channel 3. Gene Ontology annotation, cellular component: membrane. Gene Ontology annotation, molecular function: voltage-gated potassium channel activity. The record is from RefSeq and is a predicted model, not a curated record. Lineage: Eukaryota; Metazoa; Chordata; Actinopteri; Centropomidae. Gene Ontology annotation, biological process: potassium ion transport; transmembrane transport.